This is a messenger RNA of Carassius carassius (crucian carp), 2320 nucleotides long. RefSeq names its product intraflagellar transport protein 81 homolog. NCBI's taxonomy places the organism in Eukaryota, Metazoa, Chordata, Actinopteri, Cypriniformes, Cyprinidae. The record is from RefSeq and is a predicted model, not a curated record. Gene Ontology annotation, cellular component: centrosome; intraciliary transport particle B; cilium. Gene Ontology annotation, molecular function: tubulin binding. The transcript has 18 exons. The coding region runs from base 138 to 2168 and encodes 676 amino acids. Gene Ontology annotation, biological process: intraciliary transport; cilium assembly.
UAAAAACGACGUUCUGUCACAGCGCUCGGAGAAAAAUUCUAUAAUUAGCUCGACAAUUAGCUAUCGUUAGUUCAAAAGAAGUCUAAACAUCGCAUUCAAGUGUUGUUUUUAAGUUUGAAAGCCACAAACUCUCCAAGAUGAGCGAACAGCUUAAACUGAUCGUCGAACAGCUGAACAGGGAACCUUUUAAGAAAAACUUCAAUCUCAUUACAUUCGACUCUCUGGAGCCGAUGCAGUUACUGCAGACUUUAAAUGAUGUUCUGGCUGAAAUUGAUCCAAAGCAAGCCAUUGAUAUACGUGAGGAAAUGCCUGAGCAGACAGCUAAGAGGAUGUUUACUCUUCUUGGGAUGCUAAAAUACAAACCUCCCGGAGGAAUGUCUGAAGUAAGCAGUUUUCGUCAGGGUUUGGUGAUAGGCAGUAAGCCUGUGGUGCACCCCAUCUUGCACUGGCUGUUACAGAGGAUUCCAGAGCUGAAGAAGAGAGCGUACCUGGCCAGGUUCCUCGUCAAACUAGAGAUCCCUGCUGAGUUUCUCCAAGAUGAUAUCAUUGCUGAGACCUUCCACCAGUAUGAGGAGCUGGUGGGGGGAUUCAAGAACAUCCACAAAGAGUGUGAGCAGCUGAAGAGCUCAGGUUUCUCCACCGCUGAGAUUCGACGGGACAUUGUUGCAAUGGAGGAGGAGAAGGAUCAACUCAUAAAAAGGGUGGAGCGGCUUAAAAAGAGGGUGGAGGCAGUGUCAAACCAUCAACGCAUGCUGGAACUGGCCAGACAGCUAAGAGUGGAAAAAGAAAGAGAAGAAUCUCUCGCUCAUCAGAAACAAGAGCAGAAGAACCAGCUCUUCCAGGCAGAGCAGAGACUGCAGAGAUGUCAGAUCCAGCUUAGAGACUUGCAGCAGGCAGCCGCAGAUGAAAAGCCAGAGAGCCUUAUGAAGAGACUCGAGGAGGACAUUAAGUUCAACUCCUACAUGGUGUCUGAGAAGCUGCCCAGAGAGCUUGAGAACACAAGAAAGGUGGUGCAGUACUUGCAGAAGGUGGCGUCUGAGCCUGCUUUGGGCCAAGCAGAACUGAGGGAGCUGGAGGACAAGAUUAGAGAAAUCAACACCGAAAUCAACCAUCUGAUUGAGAAGAGGAUGAUGCGUAACGACCCAAUGGAUGAUAAACUCUCUUUGUUCAGACAGCAGGCUGCUAUUAUAGUCCGUAAGAAGGAAACCAAGGUGGAGGAGUUACAGGAGGCCCGUGAGGAGUUGGCGGCUGUGGAGAGAGAACUGAACAUGAAGAGCAGUCGGGCACGAGAGCGGGGUGGAGCAGAGUUGAUCCAUGGAGAUGAGUUUAAGCGUUAUGUGGCCAAGAUGCGUGGCAAGAGCAGCACUUAUAAGAAGAAACGGCAGGAGAUCGCUGAGCUGACGGUGGAGUAUGGUGUCCUACAGAGGACUCAAGAGAUCCUGAAAGAGAGACACACAGCUGGACAACAGCAGCUGGAGUCUCUGGAGGCUCAGCGGGGGAUCUCGGGCUACAGCGAUACUCAGGAAGAGCUGGAGAGAGUCUCCGCUAUCAAGAGCGAGCUGGACGAGAUGAAGGGACGAACGCUGGACGAUAUGUCUGAAAUGGUAAAGAAGCUGAAUUCGGUGAUAGCAGAGAAGAAGUCUGCUUUGUCUCCUCUGAUAAAGGACCUGAGAGCUCUGAGACAGGAACACGCGGAACUCGCUCCAGAGUUUGAGCAAAAGAAGGCUCAGUAUGACACCUGUGCUGCAGGACUGGAGAGCAAUAGGUCCAAGCUGGAACAGGAAGUGAGGGUACUUAGGGAAGAGACGGCACAGGAAGAAAGCCGAUAUCAUCACAUUAACUGCAUGAGAGAGAUUACUGAGAGUCAAAUGGAGAGGGCGGCAGAUCAGAGUAAGAUUUAUCAGUCAAUGGAUUUACAGGUGCGGAGGACGGCUCUCAGAGAGAAGUACAUCACGAACACGGCAGAGCAAGAGUCCUUGGGCAAGGUUCUACGUCAGCAGGUGAAGCAAGUGCGAGAGAACCAGGAGCCCAAUAUGAGACAGAUGAAGAUGUGGAAGGACCUAGAGACUCUGUUGGAGUGCAAGAAGCAGUGCCACCUCAAGGCUCAGAGUCAGGCCCCUAUUGGGCACGUCAUCCAGGAUGUUGGCAAGGAUAUGCUGGUUCUGUGAUGCCAUUUCCCUUGUAAAAGUUGUUUUUCUGGUCAUUACUAUAUGAAUUAUAUAAAUAACUGUAUACAUUGUUUAAUAUGUAAAGUAGUGUGUACGUUAAUUUGUAUGUUAAGAAAUAGUUCACCCAAAAAUAAAAAUUUUAUGAAAAAUAA